This is a messenger RNA of Rasamsonia emersonii CBS 393.64, 2193 nucleotides long. Its product is annotated as WD domain protein. The record is from RefSeq and is a predicted model, not a curated record. Gene Ontology annotation, cellular component: nucleus. Gene Ontology annotation, biological process: proteasome-mediated ubiquitin-dependent protein catabolic process. NCBI's taxonomy places the organism in Eukaryota, Fungi, Ascomycota, Eurotiomycetes, Eurotiales, Trichocomaceae. The transcript has 3 exons. Gene Ontology annotation, molecular function: protein-macromolecule adaptor activity; protein binding. The coding region runs from base 1 to 2193 and encodes 730 amino acids.
AUGGAAGGCUCUCGUGGUCUCACUGAGAUUCCACGUUCAGAUCCUGUUCACCUCCCUUCGUCUCAGGAAAUCCCAUCCUCCCCACCGUCAGUUGUCUCGGAGGCUGGCACUCGACGCAAGCCCAAAAGACCACCACCAGUUACUCCCCGUUCGUUCAAAAGGUUUUUCACGCCGCGAUCUGCCCUCAAUGCUGCAAAUAACACCAGCAACGUUAAGACAAAUCGACAGGCGUUGGGGGAGAUCAGCUCUCCAACCCUGAAUCGACGGGGCCCUGCGUUCACCAAGGCGUCGAUUGAUGGACACCAUGGUGCUCCCAAGAACCCUUUCGCGGAGCUUGCAAGGACUCCAAGCCGAAAGAGAAAGCUUUCGUUUUCUUCUCCAGGUUCCCCGCAACAAUCGUCACCGCUCAGGAAGGUCCGCGUCGCAACUGGCGUCGACGAUGAUCGAGUUCUCGAGAAGACUGUCGGAGAGAUUGAGAUCGGUCCUACAAUUGGAGUUGAGGAGCCAAAGGCCGGACACAUCGCGAGCGAGGUCCCUUCAGUCAGACCUUUGCGUCGAUCCAGAGCACUGGGGACGUCUGGAGAGCUAUGUCUUCGCAGUAUUUCUGGGCGUAUGAAUGGGGUGAUUCAUCGAGCUAAUUACGGCAUUGCGUUUAACAGCGUCAACCUGCAGGCUGGCAAGAUCAAACGUCCAAUUUCUAUUCUCGUCCGGAUGACCUCCAUCCCUGCGUCAGCGUCGCAGGGGAACGUCUCGCGCUUCCCUUCUGUGCUGCGUCUUGUAAUACUACUGAUAUUGACUUCUUAUCAAGCCAAUUCUCUGGUCGCUGUGGGAGACGAAGAAGGAGGAAUCCGUCUUUUGGAUUCGGCAAAAGAGGACAAGAACGGCUUCUCUAAGGCAUAUCUGACCUUCCGCCCGCACGUUAAUGCUAUUAUGGAUUUAGAGUUUUCUUCAGACGAUAUAUUCCUGGCAACGGCUUCAGGGGAUCAAACAACACUAAUUAUUGACAUGAAUACCCAGAAGCCGAUCUAUUGUUUAGCCAACCACGUUUCCUCCGUCAAGCGGGUUCAAUUCCAGCCCGCAUCAAACAACAAAGUCAUUGCGACCUGCAGUCGAGACGGAAACGUCAAUAUCUGGGAUCUAAGGUGCAAGGGCUACGAGAAUCCUUCGUUGCAGGUGCGAUGCUCUCUUGCAUCAGAUGCUGACGAAGGCCCUUCAGCUCUAUCACCCAAGAUGAAGUACCCACAAGCAGUAAACAGCAUCCACGGUGCUCAUGCUUGGAUGUCUCGUACGUCAAAAUCCGAACGGUCUGAACCCCAAGUUGGGCGUGCAGAUGUCACAGUCACUUCCCUAGCAUUCCUUAACCCUGGCCGUGAGAAUCUAUUCGUUACGGCUUCUGAAGCUAAUGCCUGUGUGAGACUCUGGGACUUGCGCACUGCUUAUAACAUCCGCCGGGGUCGACCUGUUCCCCUCUCGACAACCCGAGAGCCAGACAGCCAUGUGAAAUACCGAUCUUUUGGAGUGACUUCGAUGGCUUUGAGUGGUGACGGAUCCAGAUUAUAUACUCUCUGCCGAGAUUCGACCGUGUAUGCAUAUUCCACCUCGCAUUUGAUUCUUGGAAGCGCUCCAGAGCUGGUCUUGAACAGCACUUGCCCGCGACGCUCAGGCGGUCCUGAUAAAGAAGGUCUCGGACCCUUGUACGGAUUCCGUCAUCCCCGUCUGCAAGUUUCCUCUUUCUACGUCAAAACCGCUGUUCGACCUGCCCGGGGUGACAAGGAGGAAAUGCUUGCUGUCGGCAGCAGUGAUCAUUGUGCAAUCUUGUUCCCUACUGACGAAAGAUAUCAUUCUGGCGCAAGGCUUAACAAUAAAGUUGAUUCUUCGCCAGAUACUCCUCCAAUCGUUUCUCGAUCCGGCCUUCGUCGUACGAAUUCCGGAGUCGGUCUGUCUGGAAGGCUGGAAGACACAAUUCCCAUCUAUCAGGCAGGUACCGCUUUAGUCGGAGCCCACAAGAAAGAGGUCUCUGCGGUCUCAUGGACAGUCAAUGGCGAGCUAGUUACUGUGAGCGACGACUACAGCUCUAGAUGCUGGCGUGAAGGACCCGCUGCACGCGAUUUACGAGCUGGAGAAGCUGAUGGUAGACGAUGGUGCAGUGGUUGGGCUGAAACGCCUGACUCAUACAAUGACGAGGAGGAAUGA